Messenger RNA from Phragmites australis (common reed), 1526 nucleotides. RefSeq names its product ADP-ribosylation factor GTPase-activating protein AGD12-like. Gene Ontology annotation, molecular function: GTPase activator activity; phospholipid binding. The record is from RefSeq and is a predicted model, not a curated record. The coding region runs from base 272 to 1243 and encodes 323 amino acids. The transcript has 10 exons. NCBI's taxonomy places the organism in Eukaryota, Viridiplantae, Streptophyta, Magnoliopsida, Poales, Poaceae.
GGCUCCGAUCCACAGCGGCGCACGUACCAACCGCCGACCAAGCCACGCGGAGCAGCGCCGACCAAGCCACGCGGAGCAGCUGCUCUGGCCGGUAGGAGAGAGAUCUCAGUCAGCGCUGCAGCCGAACCACUCGCGGCCGGCCAGGGGGAAGGAAUCGGAGGAGAACCGGGGUCCCAGGGAAAGAUUCUCCUAUUGUUCGUGCUGUCAUGUGUAGGGAAAAGGAUUGGGUACAGUUUGACGCAUUUGGAGCUGAGCUUUCUGGCGGCUGAAGAUGAGUGGAGGACAUGGUGAUCCUGGGACCUCAGCUAAGAUGGCAAAGCUGAAGGAGUUAUUGCACAGGAGUGAAAACCGCAUUUGUGCUGACUGCAGCGCGCCUGAUCCCAAAUGGGCAUCAGCUAACAUUGGAGUAUUCAUUUGCGUAAAAUGUUCCGGCGUCCACAGAAGUCUCGGUACACAUAUUUCAAAGGUUCUGUCAGUAACACUAGAUAAGUGGACUGACUAUGAAGUUGACUCCAUGAUAGAAGUUGGUGGGAAUUCUCACGCCAAUGCAAUAUGCGAGGCAUUUCUGCCAGAGGGCUACCGGAAGCCACAUCCAGAUUCGACCCAGGAAGAGAGAGAAAGUUUCAUCAGGUCAAAGUAUGAGUUGCAGGAAUUUCUGAAGCCAAACCUACGGAUUGUUUCUAAUCACUCUAGUGAAUCUGGAAAACAUGCAGGCAAUGCUUCUCAUUCUUAUGGUUCCAAGAGUGAAAUCGGCAUGGUUGAGUUCAUCGGAAUAUUGAAUGUCAAGGUGAUAGGAGGCACCAACCUGGCCAUCAGGGAUAUGUCAAGCAGUGACCCAUAUGUCGUCCUGACGCUUGGGCAGCAGAAAGCACAAACUUCAGUGAUCAAAGGCAACUUAAACCCAGUCUGGAAUGAAGAACUGAAGCUCUCUGUUCCUCGGGAAUAUGGACCUCUGAAACUGGAAGUGUUCGAUCAUGACAUGGUGUCCAAGGACGACCUCAUGGGAGAGGCCGAGAUCGACCUGCAGACUAUGAUCAACGCGGCCGCGGCUUUCGGCGACCCGGAGCUGCUGGGAGACAUGCAGAUCGGCCGGUGGCUCAAGUCCGGGGACAACGCGCUCGUCAGGGACAGCGCGGUGGUGGUCGCCGGGGGCAAGGUGAAGCAGGGGGUGUCGCUGAAGCUGCAGCACACCGAGUCCGGCGAGCUGGAGCUGGAGAUGGAGUGGAUGCCGCUCAACAUGUGAGGAUCGUCUGUCAAGUUGCUCAUUCUCAAUCUUCUAUUUUUCUGGAAUCAAAUUUUCUGCGUAUUGGCAGAUGAUAAAUGGUGUUGCACCAUUGCGAUUUCAGAGGAUUUGUUUUGCUUUUGCUGCCAUCAGAAAAUGCUGCGUUUGAUAAGUGGCAGGGGUUCCAGGAGAUUCUUCUAAAUAAAGCUCUUCUUCAGAAAGAAACCUUUGGAAGAGAUUGUGUUUUUCUUGGAAUUUGAGACAUUGUGCUGCUUGACAUGAAAUUCUUGGCUACUCUUUAGCA